GCGGCGCCGGGCAGGUCGCGGCCAUGGCGGCGGUGUAGCCGGAGCGGGCGGCGCGGCGCCACCAUGAUCAUCGAGAGCGUCGAGGCGCUCAAGUCCUGGCUGGCCAAGCUGCUGGAGCCCAUAUGUGACGCAGACCCCUCAGCCUUGGCCAACUAUGUCGUGGCAUUAGUGAAGAAAGACAAGCCUGAGAAGGAGCUGAAAGCUUUCUGUGCUGACCAGCUGGAUGUGUUCCUGCAGAAAGAAACUUCAGGGUUUGUAGAUAAACUUUUUGAAAGUUUGUACACCAAGAGUUACCUUCCUUCUGCUGAGCCCACAAAGGCAGAGGCAAAGCCUGCAGGGCAAGAGAAAGAAGAAGUCAAGGAGGAGUUGUGUGUUAAACAGAAUUUUCAAGAGUCUGUUGAAGAGGAGCGGGAGAGCAGGAGGAAGAAGUAUUCCAGUCCCCAGAGGAGCCGUACAGAUUCCAGUGAGCAAAGAACCAGAGAGAAGAAGCGGGACGAUGCAAAGUGGAGGGACUAUGACAGGUACUAUGAUAGGAGUGACUUGUACAGGGAGAAGUCUGGCUGGCGCCGGGGCAGGAGUAAGAGCCGGAGCAAGAGCAGAGGCUUGAGUCGGAGCCGCAGCCGCAGCCGGGGCCGCAGCAAAGACCGGGAUGGCAGCAGGAGUGAGCACCGAGAGAGAGAGAGAUCAAAAUACAAGAGUGAAAAAAAUGAUGUCGAAGGCUCAUAUAAUCCAGUGUCCGCAUCUCCCAGUAAAUCCUCCGAACAGUAUUCCUCUGCACAAGCUAUUCCCAGUGCUGUAACUGUAGUUGCACCUGCACACCACCUUGAAGGCACAUCAGAGAGCUGGUCAAACUACUUCAACAACCACAGCAAUCCCAGUUCAUUUGGCAGAAACCCUCCUCCUAAAAGAAGAUGUCAAGAUUAUGAUGAGCGAGGCUAUUGUGUCCUUGGUGAUCUCUGCCAGUUUGAUCAUGGAAACGAUCCUUUAGUGGUAGACGAAGUUUCCUUGCCCAGCAUGAUCCCGUUCCCGCCGCCGCCGCCGGGACUGCCGCCGCCGCCACCGGGGCUGCUGCUGCCGCCGCUGCCGGGGCCGGUGCGCGGCCUGCGGCUGCCGGUGCCGCAGCCCCACCCGCAGCCCCCGCCGCCCGUCGUGCUGCCCGUCCCGCGACCGCCUUUAACCCAGUCCAGCUUGAUAAAUAGUCGUGACCAGCCGGGGACGAGCGCAGUGCCCAGUCUUGCACCCGUGGGAGCAAGGCUGCCUCCUCCUCUGCCUCAGAACCUGCUCUACACAGUGUCAGAACAUACAUAUGAGCCAGAUGGCUAUAACCCUGAAGCUCCUAGUAUUACCAGUGCUGGUAGAUCUCAGUAUCGGCAGUUCUUUACGAGAGCACAAAUGCAGCGUCCAAAUCUAAUUGGCCUAACAUCUGGGGAGAUGGAUACAAACCCUCGAGCUGCCAACAUUAUCAUCCAAACUGAGCCUCCCAUUCCUAUUCCAAAUAACAGCAGCAAUGUCACUAGAGUUGUCCUGGAACCAGACAGCAGGAAGAGAUCUCCAAGCAGCAUGGAAUGUCCACCAUUGAAGAAACCCUGGCUGGGAAAGCAAGUAAAUAACAACCAGAAUAAGCCAGGGUUUUUGAAAAAGAAUCAGUAUACUAAUACAAAAUUGGAAGUUCGAAAAAUUCCACCAGAAUUGAACAAUAUUACACAGCUCAACGAACACUUCAGCAAAUUUGGAACUAUUGUAAACAUUCAGGUGGCUUUCCAGAACGAUCCUGAAGCUGCUCUCAUUCAGUACUUGAACAACGACGAGGCGAGGAAGGCCAUUUCCAGCACGGAGGCGGUGCUGAGCAAUCGCUUCAUCCGGGUGCUGUGGCACAGGGAGAGCGAGCAGCAGCCCCCGUUGCUGCAGCAGCAGCAGGCGCCCGCCCCGCAGGCCCUGCAGCACCUGCAGCAGCAGGCCCUGGCCACGCCACCCGCCGUGACCAUGCACAGCAGCCUGGCCAAGGUGAUGAACAAACCCCUGGCAUCUGGUGCCUACGUCCUGAACAAAGUCCCGGUGAAAAGGCGCCUUGGGGCAGCGGGUGGGAGCCAGCCUGAGCUCAGCCAGCCCGGGGCUGGGGCGGAGGAGUCUCAGAUAUUUCCUACUUCUGCAAGCCACUCAAAAAUGGUUUACAGUUCUCCAAACUUGAAGACAACUCUGAAGUCUGGUGCAGGAUCUAAACCUCAUGACGUGCAAGAAGCCCUUAAAAAAAAGCAGGAGGCAAUGAAACUCCAGCAAGAUAUGAGGAAAAAGAAGCAGGAGAUGUUAGAAAAACAAAUAGAAUGCCAGAAGAUGUUGAUAUCCAAGCUGGAGAAAAACAAGGCCAUGAAACCAGAAGAGAGAGCAGAAAUUAUGAAGACUUUAAAAGAACUAACAGGAAAAAUAUCUCAGUUAAAGGAUGAAUUAAAAACUUCAUCUACAACCUCCACACCAUCCAAAUUGAAGUCCAAGACAGAGGCCCAGAAGGAGCUGUUGGAUGCAGAGCUGGACUUCCAUAAGCGACUGUCCUCCGGAGAGGACACAACGGAGCUGCGCAAGAAGCUCAACCAGCUGCAGGUGGAGGCUGCCCGCCUGGGCAUCUUGCCGGCUGGCCGAGGAAAGGCAGCGGCAGCCCCGGGGAGGGGCCGUGGCCGGGGCCGCGGGGGCAGAGGCCGGGGGAUGCUGAACCACAUGGUGGUGGAUCACCGGCCCAAGGCGCUCACCGUGGGAGGCUUCGUUGAAGAGGAAAAAGAUGAAUUGUUACAGCACUUCUCUAAAUUUGGAGAUAUCGAAGAUCUUCAGGAAGAGGAUUCCCCAUUAAGUGUUGUUGUAACUUUUAAGUCCCGCUCAGAAGCUGAGAAUGCUGCUAACCAGGGAUCCCGGUUCAAGGACCGACGGCUCCAGAUCUCGUGGCACAAACCCAAGGUACCUUCUGUGUCCACAGAAGUUGAGGAAGAGGAGUCUAAGGAAGAGGAGACUGAAACCUCAGAUUUAUUUUUGCACGAAGAUGAUGAUGAUGAUGAUGAAGAUGAGGAUGAAUCCCGUUCUUGGAGAAGAUGAAACUUGAUGUUCGAAAUGUAUAAUUUUAGGAAUAUAGUUCAACCUACAUCUUUUAAACGUUUAUUUAAGGAAGUUGAUGAGCCAAAAAGAGCUUUACUUUCUUUUCAAACCACAAAAUUUACCAUGAGCAGUUUGGUAUGAAAACAUUUGGGACACAGAGCUGUGAGACUGAGCUAGCCAAAGGCCCAGGAACUUCUUACAGGAUUAUCAAGCUCACCAGGGUGGUGAUUUUUUUCUAUUUAAGAAGGAUAAAAAGGGGGGGAGGGGGUUGGAAAUCAGUAUUUUCUUGUCCUCUUUUUGUGUCACCUGUAUUAUCUUGUUUUGGGUUUUUUAUAAUGUGAUUGGUUUGUUAGUUUAUAAUUGAAAAGAUAUUACAGGUUUUAUUUAGCAAUAUUAUGGGGUUAGGGGAAGGACAAACUUUCAUUAAAUAUUAUGAAAGAAAGACUGGCCUCAUUUGCUCGUUGAAAAAAGGGAGCAUUUUAUUUCCUGUCGAGUCUCAUGUUGUAGGAAUUAUUUGUGGCUAGAUUCCUAAAUCAUUUACUUCAGUAUGUGUGACAGCCACACUAUAUGUUGUGCUGCUUUUUGUAAGAGGAGGUAGAAGAAACAAUUUAACAGGAUAUUGUUAUAACAUUCUCCAGUUCACUCUGUUUCUCCAGAUUCUGCUUCACAGAAAACAUCAGCUGCAGCACACACAGGAGUGGAUUUUCACUCCUUGAUUUCCUUCUGUCGUUUCAGCAUAAGGCUCUGUGUAGGUCAGGCUGUUUAUUGCAUUUCAGUAUUUGUGAGCAAGAAUGGAAGGAGUUCCAAUCUUCCCCAAAAGCAGCUCAAGUGGCCCCUGUCUGCCAGGAGCAGCUUUCCUCUCCCAGCUGGCAGCCGAGUUCCAGCAGAGCCCCGUGGGUUCAGCCCGCAGCACUGGGUGUCCUGCCUGGCCCCAGCCAGGCUGCAGCGUCCCAGCGUUCAGGGCUGCUGUGCAGUGGCUCUGCUCGUGUCCCAGGGCACUUCUGCAGCCGUGUCCCGCUCUCAGUGCCUCUCUGCUGCCCUGGAACCCAGCAGGGCGUGUGCUGCGCUGGCUCUGGGCUCUCUGCCUUGUGGCUGGGGCUCCCAGCAGCACUUCCCUGACUGCCCACUUGCCCUGGCCGCUCCUCAACACGUUUUUUGUGCAUUUCUGCACAAAAUCGGCACCGUGGCCGUGCACAGCACUCUUCUUCUUGAAUGAUUGCCAGUGUAGGCCCCAGUAAUUCCUGACUGAAGGACAGCAUCCACCAAACCCUUUACUUGCCCGUGGCUCUGGGUGUGGCCAGGACAGGUGCUGAGCACCCUUUGGGGUCACAGCCCUGCUGACUACCCUUGUGCUGUGGUGAGGUAUCCAACUUGUAUAAUGUCCUGUUUCUUGUCAGCUGAAGGGAGUGUCUCCAGUAUUCUGUCUGUUUCCAAACCUCUCCUCUUCCUAGAUUAGGACUGUCCUGCUAAUGCUGAGACUAAAUUCCAGGCAUGAAGAAAUGGAGGAGAAACCCACCCCAUGAAUUUACAAGAAUGUCUUGCUCUUCUCCCAUCACCUCUAGGGGUUUUAAUGUCUGUGGCACAGUGUGUACCUUGAGAAGUCCAUUGCAGCAAACAUGUCCGAGUCCUGACAACUUAAAAAAGGAGAGAGGGAUCAAAAGGAUUUAUAUAUUUUUUUGUACAGAGUUUUUUCUUAAACUGUAUAAUUUUGUAAAUAUUUUGCUUUUUUGUGUACUAAAAUUACCGGCGUAUAGAUUUCAAUAAGAAUUGUUGUAUUUUUGUAUUUGGAAAAUGAAAAUUACAGUGGAUUAAUUAAGCUGUAAGAAAAACUGCGGUAUCCUUCGACACACACAGAAUGGAUUCCUUUUCAUAUGGUUUUAGCUCUAAAGUGACACUGGGGUGGCCCCUGGGGCAGGGCCAGGGCCGGGGCAGCGAGGCCAUCGCUGAGAGCUGCAGCCUGUUGCAGUUUGGCCUCAGCUGAGUGCCAGUGCCAGCCCGGAGGUGGCUGCUGCCCCCAGCCUGGCAGUGCCCCAGCCUGGCUCUGCCCGGGCACAGGGGCCGCAGCUGGCGCCGGGCUGGAGGAGAGGAGCUGUGUGAAACCAGCCUGCCUUUUGCUUAUGGACGCCCCACGUUCCAGGGCCUGCGGGGCCUGCCUUGGGCUGGCUCGGAUGUCUGUGUUUGCAGAGGCAGCAGGGCAGUGCAGCUGGUUCGUUUUGUGGUGAUGCUUUACUGGGAAACCCGCCUGUACCUUGGGCAAAACUGCCCUCAGGGGUACUGUGUGCCCCUGCCAAGUGUGCCAGCCUGAGCUGGGGGACAGACACUGAAGGAUGAGGGGAGGGGGAAAGAAAGUCACUGCAGAGAAUUCUCUCCCUUUCUGAGCUGGAUUAACAUGAGCAAAAAUAAAACCACCUCAAAUCUGAAACCUUUUCCUGCUCAGGAAAGCACCACUUUAGCAAAAUCAUGUGAAAAGGAACAAAGCUCCUCUUGGUGUAUAGUAACCUUGUACUAUAGUUUUUACAGAUUGUGAACUUGUGUAAUAGGAUAAUAGCAGAUAUUGUUGAAUUUCUAAUUGUUUACACAUUAAAAUUCAUAUAUGUAAUGUUUGUUUUAUUGAUUACAAGCCAAAUUUCUAAGAUGCAUGUUGACUUUUUGCAAUAAAGUUAUAGUAUGGAAUGGUUCAAGAUUUAGAAAAGACAAAAUUCUAACUGAAAUAAAUUGGAAGGAGAACCAUUCAAAAAAAUUACAACUCAGAAAAA
Molecule: messenger RNA, 5834 nt
Organism: Lonchura striata (white-rumped munia)
Lineage: Eukaryota; Metazoa; Chordata; Aves; Passeriformes; Estrildidae
Gene: RBM27
Product: RNA binding motif protein 27
Cellular component (GO): nucleus
Molecular function (GO): metal ion binding; RNA binding
Source: RefSeq, a predicted model, not a curated record